CAGGCCGGAGCCCAUGGCGGAGGGCGGCGGGCGGGCCGGGCCGGCGCCCGCAGGUCCUAAUCUGAAGGAGUGGCUGAGGGAGCAGUUCUGUGACCACCCGCUGGAGCACUGCGAGGACACGAGGCUGCACGACGCCGCCUACGUGGGGGACCUGCAGACCCUUCGGAGCCUGCUGCAGGAAGAGAGCUACCGGAGCCGCAUCAACGAGAAGUCCGUGUGGUGCUGCGGCUGGCUCCCCUGCACGCCCCUGCGCAUCGCCGCCACCGCGGGCCACGGGAACUGCGUGGACUUCCUGAUCCGCAAGGGGGCUGAGGUGGACCUGGUGGACGUGAAGGGGCAGACGGCUCUGUACGUGGCUGUGGUGAACGGGCACCUGGAGAGCGCCCAGAUCCUCCUGGAGGCUGGCGCCGACCCCAACGGAAGCCGGCACCACCGCAGCACGCCCGUCUACCACGCCUCGCGCGUGGGCCGGGCGGACAUCCUGAAGGCCCUCAUCAGGUAUGGGGCGGACGUCGAUGUCAACCACCACCUGACUCCUGACGCCCAGCCCCCUUUCUCACGGAGGCUCACCUCCUUGGUGGUCUGCCCGCUGUACAUCAGCGCUGCCUACCACAACCUGCAGUGCUUCAAGCUGCUGCUGCAGGCGGGGGCGAACCCGGACUUCAACUGCAACGGCCCCGUCAACACGCAGGGCUUCUACAGGGGCUCGCCCGGCUGCGUCAUGGACGCCGUCCUGCGUCAUGGCUGCGAGGCGGCCUUUGUCAGCCUGCUGGUGGAGUUUGGAGCCAACCUGAACCUGGUCAAGUGGGAGUCCUUGGGCCCAGAGUCGAGAGGCAGGAGGAAGGUGGACCCUGAGGCGCUGCAGGUCUUUAAAGAAGCCAGAAGUGUCCCCAGGUCCCUGCUGAAUCUGUGCCGUGUGGCUGUGAGAAGAGCACUCGGCAAAUACCGCCUCCAUCUGAUCCCCUCGCUGCCUCUGCCAGACCCCAUAAAAAAGUUUCUGCUUUACGAGUAGAAUUCUGGAGCGGCGUUGAUUGCAGUGAAGAGGCGGCAGUGACCUGCCGUGCAAGUUGACACCGACUCUCGCCCCGUGACCAUGUCCUGUGCUGCCGAGUCCCGCCUGGCUGCAGGUGAAGCAGGACCAGCCUUGUCCCCCCGGACUGUGUUCUCUCUCAGGCGUUUGGGCAUCGGACAGUCUUGGGGUCAGUAUCUGUGUCAGCCGGGAGGCUCCUACACAACUUUAUUUUGUGCUUCCUCAGUCUGUUUGGAAAUUAAUGCAGUGGGCCUUGAAAUGUGAGCAAGUUGGGACCGCUGAUAUCCUGGAGGUCCUCAAGCUGGAGGUCUGCUGAUAUCCUGAGUAGAGAGGACUGGCAUCUUCCAGACUGCUUCUGGGUUCACAUCUCAACUUGAUGGCUUGAUUGCAGUCAAAUGAAAAAGGGAGUUUUGGUAAAAAAGCAGAGUACAGAGACACAGUUCCUGAACUUGUGAGUUUGUGUUCCCAGCUCCUGGGUUGAAUAUGUGAUGUUUACACACACACACACACACACACAAACACACACACACAUGCUUUCCUUGCCACCUCAGUGUUCUCUCCAUGUGGUGGGGGCGUCAUGUCAGUUGGCUUCAUUCAAGGAUGGUUUCCUGGCCACUUGGGUUGGCUUUACUGUCUCAAGGUCCGUACCUACAGUGUUCACAGUCUCUUUAGGUAAUGCUCAGAGCUCGACACCUAGCCCCAUACCCAGCUGUGCCCAGCAUCAUGCCAACAGGUCUCACGAGUUCUCUGCCAUUUCACUCUGGGGAGCUUCCAGAAGUCCGCUGAUUUCAGGAGGCCCACUGCCUCCACUUGGACCAAGGACCGUCCAACAGCAUCCACUGCCAGUUCUAACAGAAGUCCACGCAUGCACUGCGAAGUAGAAACUUGACUCGUCUUCUGGGUGGUUCAGAGCUUUCAGUUCCGUGGUGUCCUGUGGACAGAACAUCUUGUGUUUGGCUGAUUGUGCUUCACUUGUUUGGACCUGAUGUCUUGGUAGUUGCUCCUAGAACUGAACAGGGAGAUAACAGUGAGGUUAGAGGUCUCCUGUGGCCUGCCGGGGGCUAGGGGAGGGAGAGAACUGAGCUGGGUUAUCACCCAUCAGCUCGGCUGUGGGCAGGGCUGCGUGGCCAGACGUGUGUCAUGCUGGCACAGGUGGGCCAGUGGCUGCCUCUUUGAAGCGUCCAGGUGCUGUUGUUUGCAGGGAAAUCACAUCUGGUUGUUGAGGCCUCAGGACCAUUGUGUGGAUCCAUGGAAAGUGUUUAGAACUGGGCAGAUUUCACAUCUGUGUUUAGCUUUUCUGUAGCAGUUGAACAAAUGAUAUGGGUUUAUUUAAUUAUCAGCAUUGUUGUGUGUCUUCACUGACCAGACCGGCCUCCGUGAUUGAGGCUGGAGUUCUGAGUCUGCCUCCUGGCGUUGAUGGACGUGUGUUGGAAGCCAGGCCGGCCCAUUUGCACAUGAAUGAAUUCUGAGGGGAGAGAAGUCAUCGGUGAUUCAGAGGGGAAGAUGCAGCCACUGGAGUUUGUUGCAAGCUGAGGCCGCGGCCGCGGCCUUGGGGGCUCAAAAGCGGGCUGUGUGCUGCCGCUCUUGGCUGCGAACCUGCUGGGUGGGUUGGAUUCAGAGCUCGGGGUCCCACCUGCAGCAGGAGAGGCGUCCUGAGAGAGGAGGGGCCGUGGGCGGGUGGCAGAUGGUGCCUUUGCCACCAAAUCCGAGCACUGUGGGGCUUUGGUCCGGGAGAGCGAUAGUGUGCCGGUGGCCCUCGUGGUGGGACUCUCCGGCUCUGGGCAGUGGCUUCCAUCGCAGCUGUUGGGGGAGGGCUCUCCCUCGUAUAGGGCAGGGUUGUAGGAUAGCUGGAGCCUCUGGAGAGGGGCGGAGCCACAGGAGGGGGCCGAGCUGCCAGCGGGGGGGCGGAACCACUGGAGGGAGUGUCCCUGGGGCGCAAGGCAGCACGUCCCCUUCUCAGUCUGGCUAGAGGAGUCUCAGGAGCAGCUCACUCACCUCACUUUGUGCUCCGGCAGCUGCCCCUUGGCUUGGAUUCCCUUCCCGGGGGCCGUGCUGCAGGCUCACGGGACCCUGUGUGCCCUGCUGGGCAUUGUCUGCAGGGGUUUGUUAGGGACAGAGCCUCCCUGGGGUAGGAGGUGACUGUUCACAGACCUGGAAAGCAGCACCCGGGGCGCUGCUAGGCAGGAGUGUUGGGCUGCCUGGAGGCGGGGUCCCCUGGCUGGCGCGGUGGAGUGGCUGUCAGGCUGCUGUGCAGGGUGAUGUGAGUGCAGGACUUGUUUCUGGGGGGUGGAACCAUUUUUCUGGGGUCUCUCUAGAAGGACUGGACUGAGUUGAUCCUCACUGUUGGGCCUGGCCCAGACCUCGCCAGGGAGGGACUGGGACUGGGGAGGGGUUGAGCCAGGGAGUGGGGGGCCCCGCACCGUGUGCCCCAGAGCAUGGUGGGCUCAGGGCCAGUUGUCCUUUAUAGAAGCAGGUUGACUUUCUGUGUCCAGCCAGCCUUUAGAUAAUUUUUUCAGACUCCCAGCAACUGAGGUUCAGCCUCUAGCUUGAAAUUCCAUACAUGCCACACAUGACUCUGAAAACAGCAUAGCUAUGUACUUAGGGCCAUUUCUUCUUGUUUUGAGCCUCACGUUACUAAAGCUCCCUUUUUCUGUUGUUGGCAGGGAUAGGUAGGGUACAGGCUAGGAAGGAAUCACUCUCUCCACAGAGCACUUUAUAAAAGCCCAGUCUCCAAACCCUGGGGUGCCCACUGCCAUGUAGCCAGGAAAUACAGACCUGGGUGAUGAGGUUGUGGUCCAGAGCACUGUGCCCAUGGGGCAUGACAAACCGAUGGGCAGGAGCCGGGGCCCCCAGCCUGGCUCAGGAGUGUCCUCACUUGCUCGGUCACCUGAGGGCCGUUGGGCCGAAGGAAUCCUGUGCUCAGGGCCUCGGCUGCAGUGGACGGGUGGGGCUGGACCUGGGGAGGUGGGGCAGCGCUGAGACCUCUGAGAGGGUUCCGCUUUGGCGUCCUUCUGGGAGUUCUGAAUGUAUUUUCAAAACCCAUCAGUGUCAUAGGUAUCUGUGCCUUUUCAUAUUAUUUCUGGUAUUUAUGUAUUUAUUUAUUUAUGCCCUGCCUUGUUCCAGGAAAGGGUUCAAGGUUGUCAUGCUUAGUUUUGAUGUUCUCUUUUGACGUUUGAUAAGUUUUAGUCAACAAGCGCUUGUUAAACAGGACGUUUUAAAAAGAAAGGACAGUUUCUUUCUUUUUCAACACAAUUUCCUCAUGUUGAAUAUGGUUCUGUUAUCAGACCUACGUGCCAUCAUUUUUCCCCUUUCUUCUGUGAAUUGACUCUUCAAGUGGAAGGUUCAUGCAGCGGUGUAAGAGAGGAGCCUGCAGGCAAGGUUGGACCGAGGCAGGGAAAGUCCGCCUUGGAGAAGAAUGCUCUUCUGUGCUGAGCUGCCUCCUGCCUGGCCCUGAGCAGGCCUGGCCCUGGGGAGGCCACCUUCUGACGGCAGGGCCGGCCAUUCCUUUCUUGUGGGGCUCUCAUGAGGACACAUGGGAGAAUGUCUGCGAAAGCACUGGGCACUUGAGCCGUCCUGGUGGCGUGUCAGCGGUGUCUCUGUGCGCGUGGUCCUUCUUCUCGGCGGAUGUGCCUUUGAGGUGGUGGCGGCCUGUGGCCUUGCUGGUCGCCUGGGCUUUGUGCCCGGGGGACGGUGAGAGUCGUGGCAGCCGUGACACAGGCGUCCCGCGCAGGUAGAAGGGCAGGGACGCGCGUGGAGUCACAGGGGAAGCCAGGUGUGCUCCAUUUAGAGGGUUGUCUUAGUCUGAGAUACGUUCUUCCUAAUUUGGGUGAUGAAAUGUCCUUUUAUGUAACGAAGGUGAUAAUUGAGGGCGACAUUGUUGGUUUUUUUAAUGCACCUGGCUGCAGAAUAAAAUGUUGGCUGCCCUUCGUCAGAUCCCAGAACUUCUUUUUAAGUUGGCCAGGCUCUGAGACCCAGCGUCGGGACCCACAGUCUGUCUAUAGCCUGUGUUCACGACUGAGGAGUUCGUCCUGGAGUCUCCAGCGGCCUGUCCGCAGCUGAAGGAGAGCCCGUGGCUCUGCUGCCUGGUGGUCCGGGGACAGGCCCUGUGGUCACUGGGAGGAUCAGGAGCGCGUGCUUGUGUCUGUGAUGACAGCGCCAUCCCUGUGGUGGUGGGCCUCUGGCCACCCCUGAAGGACCCUCCCAGGAAGCUAGCGUGGCUCCUCAGUGGGGCUGCCGCUCACCCUGGGCACCUGAGGCACCCCAAGGCUUGGCGCUGGCGGUGGGGUGGGCCUUCUGGUGCCAGGGCUCAGGCUCUUCCCCUGCCCCUGGGGCCGCCUGCCAGGCACUCAGCGGCUGGGCCUGAGGGGCCUGGGUGCCCCACUAGCUCGGCGCUGUCUCCUGGAAGUGUCUCAUUCGGCCGCCUGACAUCUCUCUCUCGCUCACUGGGGCCUCACUCUCCUUCUCACGCUCCCCGCCCUCCAACCUGACUCCUUUGAUGUGGAAUAAAAUGACUGAAAUGCACACGAGUGGUCAGUGGGAUCCUGUCCUCGGAGAGUUCCGUGGGAGGGACAUGCAGGUUCUGAAGUGCAGUAGUCUGUGGAACAUACACCGUAAAUUGUAGGGAGAUGGUUGGAUGGGGAAGUGAGUGAGGGUGGAGGUGGCUUCUGUUGCCUUAACUCAUGCUCAGUGUCUGGAGGGCACGAGGGUCCUUUCUUUUGGACCUCAGGCCUCUACCACGCGAUAUGUGCGUGUGCAUGUGUCCAGGUCCGUGUGGUGUCUGAGCAUGGCCCUCCCGGGUGUUAGCACCUCAGUUUGCUGCUGUGGUUUAGCCGCCAGCACCCCUGUGCCUCCCUGCAGUGUUUGCCAGCCCCCGUGAUUUCUGUCUGGUGUUGGGCCUGUGCGGUGUGACACGCACUGGAGCCCACGUGCUGCAGGAGCACUGGCAUCAGCUCUGGGUCUUCCCUUUCUCUUUGGUAGUGACCGCGCUUGUCUGCAGCAGCUGGGACCAUGGCUGUUGCUGCCCUUGGGCCUGGUUAGGAGCUUUCAGAAAUGGGAUGGACAUCUUUGGCAGGUUAUUGUAACUGUAAUGAAUGCUUUACUCCCUGUUGACUCCCCCCAAAUGCCUUAAUUCUGUGUACUGUUUAUCUCAUUGGAGAGAAGAAUUGAUCACGUGGUAUCUUUGUAUAUGCACUUCAGGUAGAGACAGUGGCUCUCCAGAGUUUCUCAUGGUUUGCAGAGAGGGCCAUCUGUAAAUGGGAGUCUAACCGGCUUCUUUCCCCUGCUCUGGGGGCCCCCAGUGCCCCCGGGAGGCGCUCAUAGUGCUGCAUAGGUUUAAACUGGGAUGAGCCUGUUUCACUUUGUGGGUUUUUAGUCUGAAGAGAAAGUGCCCCUAAAGUGUCUGAAACACAUGGCUCUCCAUCGUGGUGACACUGUCCUACAGCGCUCUCUUGGGUAGGGAGGUGGUGGGGACUGUGUCAUAUGUGACUUAUUUUGACAGUGGGAGGGUGAGUUGUGAAGCUUUGGGAAUGAAUGAACUAAAUAAAGCGUUUAUUCAUUUCUCCAUGACUCCAUGGCAUGUCUCUGUAUUUGCUAUUAAUAUUUCAGAUAUUUUCUUUGUUCCUCAUACCAGUCCCUAAGGCCCAUCUGUAGACGUACACCUCUCCUGCU
Molecule: messenger RNA, 6697 nt
Organism: Budorcas taxicolor (takin)
Lineage: Eukaryota; Metazoa; Chordata; Mammalia; Artiodactyla; Bovidae
Gene: ASB1
Product: ankyrin repeat and SOCS box containing 1
Exons: 5
Coding region: 14-1012 (332 amino acids)
Biological process (GO): protein ubiquitination; intracellular signal transduction
Cellular component (GO): ubiquitin ligase complex
Molecular function (GO): protein binding
Source: RefSeq, a predicted model, not a curated record